This is a messenger RNA of Arxiozyma heterogenica, 591 nucleotides long. RefSeq lists its product as uncharacterized. NCBI's taxonomy places the organism in Eukaryota, Fungi, Ascomycota, Saccharomycetes, Saccharomycetales, Saccharomycetaceae. The coding region runs from base 1 to 591 and encodes 196 amino acids. The transcript has a single exon. The record is from RefSeq and is a predicted model, not a curated record.
AUGGGCAUAAAAUUAUCUUAUUAUAUCGAAUAUUUCAACGAAGAAACCGUAUCUUUAACUAAAGGUAAAAAAAUUUGUGAAAUGGAAAAUGAUGAUAUUACCCCCCUCCAAUCAAGCAACCCCCAUUAUAUAAAUAAAUUAUACCAUGAAAUAAACUUAAUAACUGAUCUAAAACAAAAUAUUAAUAGCCCCUCUUACCAACCUUUUUUAAGACAGGAUGGAAAGUGCCAUAUAUCUGAAGUUUCAAGCAUUUUAUACUUAAUUUCGUCAAACAUAAGAAAGAAUCAUGAUGUUGUCACAUUUGGCUGUAAAACAUGCAAAACACAUCUAGCUACAUCCUUGAACAUCAUAUCUAAAGAUUUCAGAAGCUCUACAGGUAUUGCUUUUUUAAUGUCUGGUAUUAUCAAUAUUGUUGAAAAGUCUAGUGUCGUUAAACAUAUGAUAACUGGACAGUAUCUUAUAUCUACGAUUCUUUGUCAUUUAUGUAAAAGUAUUGUUGGCUGGAAAUAUUUAAAGGCUCAAAGAAAUGAUCAAAGAUUUAAAGAAGGAAUGUACGUAUUAGAAUCACAAACUGUUACUAUAGUAACAUAA